This is a messenger RNA of Lates calcarifer (barramundi perch), 1339 nucleotides long. RefSeq names its product solute carrier family 35 member F2. Gene Ontology annotation, cellular component: membrane. Lineage: Eukaryota; Metazoa; Chordata; Actinopteri; Centropomidae. Gene Ontology annotation, molecular function: transmembrane transporter activity. The record is from RefSeq and is a predicted model, not a curated record. The coding region runs from base 41 to 1339 and encodes 432 amino acids. Gene Ontology annotation, biological process: transmembrane transport. The transcript is spliced from 8 exons.
AAAAACUCAGAGAGGAUUCCCCCAUCACUGGUGUAGCAACAUGGCAAGUAAAGACUCAGAGGAUGCAUCCAGGGACACGAGCUUUGACAACCAGAGCACCGGACUCAUGGCGAGGAUCCGGAAAUUCAACCAUAAGGACAUUUUCAGCUGGCAGUUGGCCAAGACGUUGGCAAUGGGUCAGGGCCUGGCUGGGCUCGUCUGUGGGACGGCCAUCACCUCCCAGUACCUGGCCACAAACUUCCAUGUGAACACCCCCAUGCUGCAGAGCUUCAUGAACUACACCCUGCUUUGUGUCACCUACACAACCAUGCUGCUCUGCAGAACAGGGGAUGGCAAUGUUUUACAGAUUCUGAAGAGCAGAUGGUGGAAGUACCUUCUACUGGGGCUGGUGGACGUGGAAGCCAAUUAUGCUGUGGUUAAAGCGUACCAGUACACCACCCUCACCAGUGUACAGUUGCUGGACUGCUUUGUGGUCCCAGUCCUAAUGAUCCUGUCCUGGUGGGUUUUGAAGAUACGCUACAGGCCAGUUCACUAUGUAGCAGUCUGCAUCUGUCUCCUCGGGGUGGGGGCCAUGGUCGGGGCUGACCUGCUGGCUGGACGAGACCAGGGCUCCACCUCAAACAUCUUGUUAGGUGAUGGUUUGGUGCUGCUCAGUGCUACGCUGUACGCUGUGUCUAAUGUGUGUCAGGAAUACACAGUGAAGAACCUGAGCAGAGUGGAGUUCCUGGGCAUGGUCGGCCUGUUUGGCACAAUCAUCAGCACCAUACAGAUGGUGAUCCUGGAACGCAAUGAAAUCGCCAACAUUCAGUGGAACUGGCAAGUCGGGCUCCUGUUCUCUGGCUUUGCGUUGUGUAUGUACACUCUGUACAGCUGUAUGCCCGUUGUGAUCAAGCUAAGCAGUGCCACCUCUGUCAACUUGUCCCUGCUCACUGCUGACCUCUUCAGCCUCUUCUGUGGGAUCUUUGUCUUCCAGUACAAUUUUUCUGGACUCUACCUGGUCUCACUGGUGGUCAUCCUCAUCGGCUUCAUCACCUUCAACGCUGUGCCAACACCCACAGAUUCCACAGACCCCACCACCUCCUCUUCCUCUUCCAUCUGUGAGGAGGGAAGCUAUGACAAUCCUGUGGCCUCUCACAGUGAAAUCACCAAGCAGGAAGUUACUGUGGAGAUCAGCACUGAGGAGGAAGAGGAUGAUGAAGAGGAGCAGCAGGGGGAUGGAGAAAAGGAGGUAUGGGACGAAGAGGAGAGGGGGAGGAAGAAGAGAGCUUCAGGGCCAUCAGGGAGCCUUGGAGGAGGGAACGAUGAUAUUGUUGCUGUUGGACACAGCACUAAAAUGUGA